CAAUCUCUCUCUCUCUAUCUUUCUUCCCUGUUGAUGUGGUGAUAUUGACUCCGUCGGAAUAAUCGGCGGCAACGGUAAUUGUUGCACAUAUAAUUGGGCAACGAUUAAACUUCCAUGAGGUUUUUUAGGAAGAUCGCGGGUCUUCUAGGGUUUUCUAAGGACGAAUCUCACGAUGUCAAUGAUGAAGACGACGACGAUGAUGGCACCAAUUACAAUAACAGAGUUGAAACCCAUCUCCCUCGUAAGGGGUUUAGCGUUCCCGUUCAGGUCGCUGUCGACCGGCCUCAGGUUGUCCCGCUUUUUAUUCCCUGCCGUGUUGGCGAUGGCGGUCUUCAGGGAUUAAAAUGGUAUGCUCAGCAGCUGAAGAUAGAUGAAGAUGGCGACAUAGCAGAUGAAUUCUUUGAAGAGAUAGUAACAAACACAGGUGAUCAUCAAGAGCAAGAUCAUUCAAUGGCAAGAUUUGAAGUGAAGUAUGUUGUUAGACCGGCCAAGGUAAGAAAUCAAGCACUGUCUUUAAAUGGGAAAAUCCAACACAGUGUAGAUUUCCAAGGCAGAGUAGAGUGGGUGUAAUGAAUAAUGCAGACAGAUACAUACAUUAUUACAUACUAACUAACUACACUAAAAAUCCCACUUUGGCUGUCGCAACCUCGAACCAGCCUCUGGUGGUUCAAUUGGCUCUCCUUCCAAAGGGAAGAAAGAGCUGUUCUAUGAGUGUGUGUGUGCGUGGUUUAUCUCUAUAUAUUAUUAUUACUCUCUUCAUAAGUUGAAGUUUUAAUGCUGUGUUAUUCUAUCCUCUUAAAUCUUAAUUUCAAUCUGGAACUGAUACUGAAACUCUCCUUCUAUAUUUUUUUAUUUCAUUUUGAUUCUAAUGUAUGAAGAAGAUUGAGUUAGAGGGAUGAAUAUAUUUUCUAA
Molecule: messenger RNA, 912 nt
Organism: Impatiens glandulifera
Lineage: Eukaryota; Viridiplantae; Streptophyta; Magnoliopsida; Ericales; Balsaminaceae
Exons: 2
Coding region: 115-570 (151 amino acids)
Source: RefSeq, a predicted model, not a curated record